This is a messenger RNA of Trematomus bernacchii (emerald rockcod), 4465 nucleotides long. Its product is annotated as zinc finger protein 721-like. The record is from RefSeq and is a predicted model, not a curated record. Bases 221 to 3622 code for a protein of 1133 amino acids. Lineage: Eukaryota; Metazoa; Chordata; Actinopteri; Perciformes; Nototheniidae. The transcript has 15 exons.
GGAGGAGGAGGAGGAGGAGGAGGAGGAGGAAAACAAACAAGAUGAAGAAAUCGGGGGUCUAAUCAACUCUGAUGGAGAAGUGGUGGAUUGGGAUGCCAAAGACAGUCCUGACCGGGGCUCUGAUUGCAGAAAAAGUCCUCAAGCUAGCAAGGGUGUCGUCCCGUCCAAGUCUCACCUGCAAGGCCAAACCCAGAGAGGCAGCAGUAGUCCAACGCUCAUCAUGGAGGUUGUGUCUGUGGGGGAAGAAGGGGAGGAAAGAGAGAGAGUAGUAAAGAUGGCAGCUGUCUCGCCCUUAUAUUGUGGGAAGAGACACAGAAGAAAGAAGAAUGUUCCAGAAAUAACGGGGGUGUCAUUGGACGACACAGAGAAAGAAGUUCCUGCCGAUCCUGUAAAAAGAAGGGGCAGAAGAAAGGUUUCACAAACUCCUCCAAUGAGUGCCGAGGACCCAGAGGCAGAGCCAGGAAUAUCAAGGCGUACCCUAAGAAAGAGAAAUGUCCCUACCUACGUGGAAACAGAAGAAUUUACCUCCAAAGUUGCCCGCCGGGUUGCUGCAAAGCGACCUUACAGAAGGAGGAAAGAUACCAAACUAUCUCCUGAAGGGGAAGGAAGAAACGCUGGUCUUUCUGUUGGAAAGAAGCGCCCCGGCAGAAAGAUGGUUCGUGUUCCUAUAGAAAUCCCUCCUGAGCUCCUGAAGAAGCCCAAAGAGAAGAUGGAGUACUACUGCUCAGUGUGCAGCAAAGAGUUCCCUCAUGCCUACAAACUGGAGAGGCACAAGCUGAUCCACACCGGAGAGAAACCGUACUGCUGCUCCAUCUGUGGGCGGGGCUUCAACCAGAAGGGAAACCUCAAAACACACCACAAGGUCCACUUAGGUCUUAAGGGCUCUUCUGAUCUUGACGAGGAGGUGAAUCCGAUAGCAUCUGAACUCUCUGAAUACUUAAAGUCUCUGCCGGGCGAGUCCAGGAUCAGAUCGUCGCUGCGCUGCCUGGACUGUGGAACAGAGUGUGAGAGUCAUUCAGCUUUACAAGCACAUCACGUUACUUCGCACACAGAAACAGAAACAGCCGGGGAACCAGACGCCGUCGAGCACAGCCCUUCGCCGCUUCUCUUCUGCCGCCGCUGUGGCGUUCAGUUCAGUGAGAAAGAAAAGCUGGAAGAGCAUAUGAAAACACACACCAAGGCCAAGCCCUACUCCUGUCCCGACUGCGGGAAGAAGUUCAUCAACGAGAGCUACAUACAAAUUCACCAACGCAUCCACACUGGGGAGAAACCGUUCCUCUGCUCCGACUGCGGCAGAGGUUUCCACACCGCUUCCUCUCUCAAGCUCCACGAGAUGCAGCACUCUGGAGAGAGGCCGUACGCAUGUUCCAUCUGCGGGAAGACGUUUCGGAUAAACUCGUACUUAACGGCACAUUACCAGACCCACAUUAAAGACAGGCCGUUCAUUUGCAGUGUCUGCGGGAAAGGCUACUCCAGAGCGGAGGAACUGAAGGUGCACCACCGGCUGCACACCGGGGAGAGACCCUACGAGUGUGGAGAGUGUGGGAAGAGCUUCAUUUACCGCCAGGGUCUGCGGCAGCACCAGCGCACGCAUGCUGGGAAACGCAUCGGACCAACCAGGCAGCUGGGCAGACCCAAACAACUGGCCAGCAUGGACAUCAUGAGCUCUGAAAACCCAGAAGACUUUGGACCAGCUGUGACUCUCGCUGAGGAAGAUCAGCAAGAAAUUGGAGGCCUGAUCAACUCCGAUGGAGAAGAAGUGGAAUACUCAGAUCUCAGAGAGAAUGACCUCCCUGGCACUGAACCUGCAGAGUCUCCCUCCAAGACAUUCGAUCAAAGCGAGAAUGAAAAACUGUCGUCCCUUCACAGCUGCUCAGUUUGUGGGAAAGACUUCCCGUACGCCUCUAAGCUUCAGCGACACCUACGCACUCACUCAGGCGAGCGGCCCUUCCCCUGCUCCAUGUCUCAGGCUGCACCGGCGGACACACACAGGCGAGCGGCCGUACCACUGCUCCAUCUGCCUGAAGAGCUUCUCCCGACACUGGCAUCUGAAACGCACUUAGAGGCGAUGCACUCUGAGGUUGUAGCGGGCUUCGUGAGGAAGAAGUUCCCGUGUUCGGACUGCGAUAAGAGCUGUAACUCAGCCGCCGAGCUGAGAGAUCAUCAGAGGACUCACACCGGAGAGAGGCCCUACCAGUGCUCUUUCUGCGACAAAAGGUUUGCCUUGUCGGGAACACUAGUGAGACACGAGCGUCUGCACACCGGCAUCACGCCCUACCACUGCUCCGACUGCGGGAAGACGUUCGCUCAGCAGUGGACUCUGACCACACACAUGCGGACUCACACGGGGGAAAAACCCUACAGCUGCACACAGUGCGAUAAGUCCUUCGUAGCUCCUGGAGAGCUCCGCAGGCACACCAGGAUCCACACGGGAGAAAAGCCGUACACCUGCAAGGACUGCGGGAGGCACUUCUCCCUGGCAGGAACGCUCAGAAACCACAGAAGAUCGUGCACACUGAACAAGGAUGUGUCAGUUACAGGGGACGUCUCAGAGCCAGUUCAAGUAGAUGGAGAAGCACCCCAGCAAGAACCGCCCAACAACACCAGCCCUGAGGUGGCUGACAGUCAGAGUUUGCCCAGUGCAGGUGAGCCGCGCGCCUCAGAGGAUCUAACCUGUGACAAAGCAGCUCCUCGUGAAACUAAACUGCGAGAACCAGAAGACCGACCAGAGGACAGGGCCGCCAGUCCGCAUAUGAAUGUAAUAGUGAAGGAGGAGGAAGAGGAGGAACCUUUGUGUGAAGAAGCUCCUGAGCAGCUUUCUAGCAGUGAGGAUUGCACCAUGCAGGAGGAAACUGAGGAGCAGCGUCACGAAACCAACACUGAAAUUAGGAUAACAGUAAAGGAGGAAGCAGAGGAACUUGUUAACAUGUCUGGAGAGGAUCCUGAACAUGACUCAGACAGCGGUGGGGAAAGUCCUCCUGGCUCCCCGGGGCAGGAACAGGGUGACGAUCUGACGAAGAGCUCGUUCUGCUGCGGGCUCUGCGGCAGAGACUGUUACAAGAUGUCCGCUCUCCAGAUCCACAUGCGCAUUCACUCUGGAGAGAAACCUUACCAAUGCUCUCUGUGUGGGAAGCAGUUCACCCAGAAAGGUCAGCUCAAAGGUCACCUGAAGGUCCACACGGGAGAGAAACCGUUCUCCUGCCCCGACUGCGGGAAGAGCUUCGCCCACUCGGGAGCGAUGAACCGCCACCGGCUCACACACACCGGGGAGCGGCCGUACCACUGCUCCGUCUGCGAGCGCAGCUUCAACCAGUCGGGCCGCCUGAGGGAGCACGAGAAGAUCCACUUUGGGGAGAAGUUUGACUGUCCCCAGUGUGAAAAGAGUUUCACGAGAGCGUCGAGCCUCAAGAACCAUUUCAGGCUCCACACGGGGGAGCGGCCGUACGGCUGCGACGUCUGCGGGCGAGGAUUCAGCCGCUCGCAAAGCCUCCGCCUCCACAAGCGCAAACACCAGCAGACACACACCGAGGAGGACUCUGCGUUCAGUGAGAAGAACGAGGACUUAUCACAGAGUGACGACAACUCCCCAAUUAAUAUGUGUUUAGCGGACAAAAAUGACUGAUAAUGUAUUUAUAUAAACCAUAGAGAUAUGUACCAGUAGUAGUAUGAUUAUACAACGAUUUAAGGCAGUGAAACAUGAGCGGAAAGAAGGGAAAGUAAGGUUGAACUUUCACAUGAAAAGCUAAAAUAUUUAACUCCCUGCAAUUAACAACACACACUUGUCAGGUGGUGUUCAGCAACUAACUACAGACAAACUGACCAAACUAAUAUUUACUACAAACACUUCCGUAGAAAUCUUGGAAACUGUUCUGAUGAUACAUUUUAGAGGACGUAUUUACUCGCUUUUAUCACACUCACCUAUGUUAGUUGCGUCAAAAUAUCACUCUCCAUUUAGAGUAUUUAUUGUAGUUCAAAAAUCAAAUUUAAGGUCUGUGAUUUCAAUUAUUUCCUUGCAGUACUUGCCAUUCAAAAUAAUGAUGUAUGUGGUAAUUGGAUUAAAGAGUAAUUAUGUUUUUGCAUCAGACGUUACCAAGGCCAAUGAGCAGUCUACGAAUCAGGUGAAACUGGAAUUCGUUCUUUGAUUAUGAGCUACCAAAAUAUUAAAAGAUGUAAAUGAAGCAGUGAGAUUAUAAUGUUCAUCUGAUUGUUUGCCAAAACCAUUUUUGCCUUAUUGUUGAUUUAUCUGUGUCUCUGUUUAUGCUACUCAACAACCACGUUAUGAGUCAGGUUCACCUGGUUUGGGAAAGUCUUAAGGCCAAGUAACUAUUGUGAAAAAGAGAGUCAUCCUAUAAGGCUGUGAAACAGAAGGGUAUAACUUCAAACCAUGUCGAUGGUAAAUGUUGCCCAGUGCUGCCUCUGUCUAACUGUAUUGGACAUGUUAUACUGAAGAAUAAAAGUAAAAGUA